CGCGGAGGGAAGCGACCAGACACCGGAUGCUCGGAGGUUGUUUUCUCAUCUACUGAUAUAGAUCGAAGGUUUCUCCUGAUGCCAGCGUGAUAUUGGAAUGCUUAUAACGUUACAAGGGUUUGUUCUGAUCCAAUGACCACGGCCCCCGCUCGGCUGUGCCCGGUACAUCUAUCUGUAUAUGAGCAGCGCCUCUGCAUGGCCACCUGUUUGAACUGACUGCUAGUUAACUCUGACGCCUCUUGAUACAAUCUACCUGAUGGCACAGAAACUAUCCUCCAUAGGAGCCGGCCUUGAACGACGCUCUGUUGUUUCCGUCCUCCUCUUUCCCUUCCAUCCUUAUGCUUCCAAGCCAUAUAGACUCCUCCUGUUCCGGCGUUCCGACAAGGUCAGCACCUACCAGAGGAAAUUGGCGCCUAUCGCAGGUUCUAUUGAAAUCGACGAUAAAUCACCGUUGGACGCCGCAUGGCGGGAGUUGGGUGAAGAAACAGGCCUUGGGCCGCAACAAAUUGAACUCUGGCGGCGUGGCCCUGGAUUUGAGUUCACUGAUGAGAAAGCAGUGACUGGAUCAGAAGGUCCGAACACGAAGAAGGGUCGGAUAUGGACAGUCCAUCCGUUUGCCUUCCGAAUGAAGACGCAGUUGGUGGAUGACAACAACAAUGUGAAUACCUCGGUCAUGCGCCUCGAUUGGGAACAUUUCAACUGCGAGUGGCACAAUGUCGAGGACAUACUGAGUGGCAAGAUACUGGAUGAGUGUGUGCCUAGACUUGAAAUCACGCUGGGUCAGGUAUGGAUUGGUCCUGAAAGCGUCCUUCAUGAGGCUGUCGAGGAGCUGCGGUUGGACCAUGUUCACGGGGCGAGAGAGCUGGCAACGAUGGCCGUCAAGAGUCUAAUCAAGAUCGUGGAGAAUGACCAGCAAACCGCAAAGGCAGACACCCCUCAAGAUCUGGCAAAAUGGUGGGAAAGCUUUCGGCUCAAAGCCUUCCACUUGGCUGUCAAUGCUAGGCCAAGCAUGGGCGCAGCAAUAUCGAGCGCCAUUGUGACGGCUCUGCGAGAUGCACGACAGCAAAUAGAUGGAGCACAAGUGAGUAUCUUCGAUGAGGUCAAGGAGAGCCUCGAAGCCACUGUCACCAAAAGAAGCCUCAUUUCCAAACGAGUGAGCGAUCAAUUCUCAGCAUUCCUUCGAGAAAAAUUCCCAGCGCAGCCCGCAGAUGGCAAGGAGAAACAAGUACUCAAUAUUUUGACUUUGAGCUCCUCUUCAACAAUCAAAGCAGCGUUAAUACAUGCGCUUGAAACCAAUCCUUCGCUUAUGGUCGAACUUCGCAUCCUGGAAUCACGUCCACUUUGCGAAGGUGUGAGCCUGGCAAAAGCUUUGACAGAGGAAGCUCAGAAACGCCAAACCGCCGAGCGUGAAGGCCGUGGUUUUCAUGAUCGUCUGCGAAUCGUUCUCGCAACCGAUGCGUCUGUAGGUGUGCUCAGCAAGAAUGUUGACCUCGUCAUCAUUGGCGCCGAUCGUAUCUCCGAGACUGGAGACGUGAGCAACAAGACUGGAUCACUACCGGCCGUUUUGACGUGCAAGGAGGUCACCAAUGGCGCCGCAAGGGUGGUGUGCAUCAGCGAAGCCGAAAAAAUCGCAUCCCCGGGCGCUGCCGCCGACCACCCCGAAGAGGACAACGACCAGGUUGAGGUCGCCAGCGGCUGGAACCUACAGUCUCAACCAUCUUUGUGGGACCAGAUGGUUGCGGUGCGAAACGUCUACUUUGAAUGGGUACCUUACAAGUAUAUCGAUCACUAUGUUUGUGAAGACGGUACCCUUACUACCGAGGAGAUCGAGAAGCGAUCCAAGCAGAUAGCGGACUUGACUGCAGAUGUUUUCUCCGUCUCUAAGGUCAAAGACUUCCAUGGCUGGCACGAGCUUAGAGCUGAGACACGACACUGACGAGAUUCCUUUCUAAUCCGGACGCCCCAGUCAUCCAUGGUGACGUCGUUUGCGGGACUACUUAUUGGACGAGACGUGAGAAGGCGCAGAAAUACCUUGUCAGGAUGGUGGGUGCAAUCUCAUUAGAUACAGGCACCCUUCAAAUGUGAACUUCCUUUGCAUUAGCCGGAACGUCCUUUCCAAAAGGUGUCACCAGGACGCCUUCAGUAUGACUACAAAUUCUCGUCAACCUCACGGAUCCAUGGUUUUAUGAAAUCUAAAUACCCCGUUGACAUCCGGACAAGCUAGCUCCACUGUUGAGUCUUGACACCUUUGUCGCGUGAAUCCCGAAAUCCGAUAGAGACCGUCCUACAUCAAACAGCUUGGCUUUUCAGCUGCACUGUCAUGGACUUGGGCACUUUCCCGUUGACGCCGCUGGUAUCAAUAUUGCUGGCUGUCUUCACGUCAAGGACCGAAUGACCAUUCGGCUGAAACACUGGCACUUCGUGACUUCGAGUAUCAGGAUCUGCAAUUGACUGAAAGACUGGUGACUGCGGCUUGUUGACCAGCAGCUCCAAACACGCGCCAAGUUCCUCAAGCAAAGUUGUGCCAAACUCCAACCAGUCCUCGAAGGUGACAAUCUCCAGCGUGAGAGAGUUGUCCUUCAAGAAUGCUUGGAUUUUCCACUCCCGGAGUGGCUCCAGAUGGGGAUAAACAGUUUCCAUCCGACUGUUUGCUGAAAGGAAUGAUAAACUUUCGACAUGCUCGACAUCCUGGUGCACAACCGAGUCAAACCAGUUGACCGUCUCUGGCCAGUCGGUGCAGAACUGUGCAAUCUCCUUUAAUCCCAUACUCUCGAACCGCGAGCUUUCAAUGUGUUGCUGCUGGACAAAAUUCAGCAAGUCCAGUCCGGUCCAGCUAUCACCAAAUCUCACUCUGACCGGGACAUACUGCCAUGUCGGCCCCAUUAUCAGGUCACAGUUGGGGAGCCCGAUGUUCCGGCCACUGACAACCUCUCCAAAUGUUACGUCUCUUGUUGAUAAACGGUGUGCGAGGCAAAGCGCCCACGCGGCGGUUGGCAAAGUGGCAAUGGUGAUCUCUCUGUCCCGACCCGAGAUGUCAAACGUCCUGGAAAUAGCAGCAGGCUUCCUUGACUUGAGAGCAAUAUUCGGGCGCAGUACCGUCAUUGUGGAGCCUUUCAGAAGCUCACGCCAGUACGGGAUGGCUUUGGGAAUGUUUUCUCGGAGAACGUAGUACACGAACGACGAGAAAGGCAACGUCUCUGGAACUGGCCUCUGUUCAUAUAGGGCAGCAAGCUGAUGCAACAGGCGAGGCAGGCAGAUCUCGUCGUAUUGAGCAUGCGAGAUUUUCAGGAUCAAGCAACUCUUGCCGCCUUCGCCCUGCACAAAGAAGAACUUCACAAACGGUGUACCCUCGGCCAUCUUGGUCUGAAUGUCCAAUUCGCACAGUUUCUUUGCAAACUCUUUCAAGUCUCCUUCGACUUCAUACUCGACAAUGGGGACUUCCAAGUCUUCUAGCACAACACCGCAACACCUGCCUUGUAUGUUGACAAAAACAGUGCGGAGGAUUUCGUUACGUGUGACAAGCUCUUGACAGCUCUUGAACAUGCGUCUUCGGUCAAUCGGGGUGUCGAGAUAAAAGAGCUCGUAUCGUGCCGAGUACCGGGGCAGAUUGGUUGUUCCUUUGACGGCAAUCUCCUGCAGAGGCCUUGCGGGCAGCACGUCUUUGAUCUUCCACUCUAGACGCAAAAGCUUAGGCCGGACUUCUUGCGAUACAAACUUCUCCACAUCGCUGAUCUCCAAGGCCGAGAAAGGCUCCGCGGUCUGAGAGGUUGUCUCCUGAGGCGCCGAUGCCUUCAUCACGUCGGCCAGAGUACUCAGCACUCUGUGACUGAAGACCUGUGCAACACUCAGCUCGAGACCCUCCAGACGAGCCUCUGACACAAGCUUCAUGACCCCGAUUGAAUCUCCGCCCAGAGCGAAGAAGCUGCUUUCAGGACCAAUGUCUUUUUCGGGAAUCCCUAGAAUUCGGCUCCAGAGCCGACGCAGCUGCUCGCGCUUGGCAGUCAUCGGUUGGGUUGCGUUAUCCUCUCUCUUCAUCUUGGCCUGAACAGCCUUGUGUUCCUUUGGUUCAAUGAUUUUCGGACCUAGGAAAACAAUCGUCCCAUCGCUGUUGAAUUUUGCCCUAUGUCCUGUUUUGUAAAGAGCGGUCUGCGUGUCAACUGUCUCCGGAAUCCAGUCAGGUCUAUCAACCAGCUCGAAAGGCAGCUUGGUUACGCUUUCAAGCAAGAGCUCGCCGACAGCGCCAGCUGGUACCAGUCGUUUCGGUGUGUCAGGAUUUACAAUCCAAGUCCGCCGUGUGUUUCCAGAGGCAGCGCUUAUGUCUCGUUCAGUAGCCUGAGAGAGACUGCGGACACCUAGACCAGUCAAUGGCAGUAAAUCUGCUGGGCUUGGAUCUUUCAUGAUUUCGAGGUCGCAAAUGAGUUUGCUGGUGUCCUGGCAAAGUUCCUGGACAGUGCGCCCAAAGUCUUCAAGCACUUUCUGCAUCUGAGGCCUAUCGACAGUCUUUGAAUCGAAGCUUGCCAUGGUCAAGAAUCCAUGAGAAUCCAGAGAGCACACCAGCAUCAACGCAUAUGAAUUGAAUUUGAGCGCCUCUUUCGCAGCUUCAACAUCAUUGACAGGGACAAAGCCAUUGGCUGGGCAAUCUUUCGCGGCAGCGGCAUCGUUCUGCUCAUCCGCAGUAUUCGGGUGCAAGACGAUUCCCGUCCGCAGCUCGCACGCCUCCCGCGCAUCAGCACUCAGGCGCCUUAUAUGCUGCAAGCCGAUGUGUUCAUGGGGGAUGCGGAGGAUGGUGUGCUCAUGGACACUCUGCAAAUAUUCCGAAAUCUGCAUAUUCCUGUCAACCCGGACUCGUGUUGGUACGGUGGCAAUGAGAGGUCCUUCGAUUUCGGCAAUGCCUGGAAUAGGUGCAUUUCGUCCGGUAAGAGUCUCGCCAAACACUGCAUCCUCUUCGGACGUGUAGCGCGCCGCCACGAGGGCCCAUGCUGCGCGUAUAGCAGUCGCAACGGUCGUGUUGGAAUUGACAGAGCUGGGAAACUGAUUGUAAUGCUCUAGCAAUGAAUCCGCACGCGGUUGAUAUCCCGGGAACGGUAUUACUGGAAAUUGUUGCCCCGUGGCGCCCUGCAACUGCUCCCUCCAGAAGGUCUCCGAACUGGGACGAUCUCGAUCAGUCAAGUAUUUGAUGAAUGCUUUGAAGGGAGUUGGUUGGGCGGUCUGCAUGCCUCGGUAGGCUUUGUUGACCCUAUCAAUGAUCAAUGGCAUUGACCAGCCGUCAUACAAAGCAUGAUGAAUGGUCAAAACAACAUGGGCGGGGCCUUGUUUCUUGUCCGUCACGAGGCCGAACCUGGCGAGGGCGUCUCCCAGACCCAUCGGUUUGCCGUUGUCAACCUGCAAAUACUCUUCGAGGCUGUUGCUGGUGUACCAGGGCAAUUUGCCCUUCACCACAACCUGAACUAGCCCAUGGCCCGGCACCUGUACAAUGCGAGUACGCAAGAUUGGGCAAGUCGCUGACACGACCUCGAAAGCCGCCUUCAAUAAAUGAGCUGACUGGGCGUCUGCUAGAUCGACCACUCUUUGGGCAAUGUACGCGUCGUUGUACUUGGCCGAUAGUGCCAUGAGCCCUUCCUGGAGCGGAGUACAGGGAUAGACAUCUUCGAUGUCUGAUGGCGGGAGCUUGCAUAGACUUGCCACCUGUGCUUGAGCAUCUUCUACCUUCCAGCCGGGGAGAAGGGAAAAUGGGGCUAUCUCCGUUUCGGGAGUGUCACUGACACGCUCCGCCAUCGAAGCCAUCCGUGAGAGAGUGGGGUUAGCAAAGAUCUGGGCUACAGUCAAGGACAACCCUUCUGCUCGCGCCGCAGCCACAAGUUUCAUCGCUUUCAGGGAGUCUCCUCCGAGUGCGAAGAAGUUGUCCUUGACGCCAAUGUCCGCCUCUGAACCCAAGAGCUGCUUCCAAAUCUUUUGCAGGAUCUGUUCUGAUUCUGUUUGGGGUUCAUGGUUAUCGGCCAUUUCCAUCCUGAAUUUUGCCAGUUGCUGGGGAGUCAUUGCGAGCCCGAUGUCUUGGAGCCUCUUCCGGUCGACUUUGCAUGACACCAGAAGUGGCAUCUUGCGCAGUGGAAUAUAUGCCGUGGGCACCAUGUAGAUUGGGAGAUUCGAAGCAAGAUAGUUCUCGAUGGCUGGUAACGAUCGACGGAGCUCACUGGAGAAGGAUAUGUGCUCACCGGCUUCAGCCGCGUCUGAAGGCUGCAUAUCUUUUGCCUCUGCUAUGAAGGCCACCAGACUGGGUUCACGAUCUUUUCCUCCUGGCGUGAUCACCUCGGCUGCCACGCUGGCCCCUUCCGGCAGCUUUUUUAGUAUGUGGUGUUCAAUUUCUGCGAGCUCGACUCGUUGACCUCGCAGCUUGACCUGGCGAUCCUUUCGCCCGACAAACACCAGAUUCCCGGACCCAGCCGGAUCAUACUUGACUAGGUCACCGGUCUUGUAAAGGCGCCCGCGCCUUCCGGGGACGGUCGAUGAGCCUGCGAGCAACCAUGUUGGAUCCUCGAUGAAAACCUGAGCUGUUCUUUCGGGGUCGUUCAGGUAUCCCACUCCCACAACUGAGCCCUCAAUCAACAGCUCUCCUACCGCUCCAACAGGAGUCAAGGUAUUGUGAUCGUCUGGGUCUGUUAUCCAGGUCACGCCUCCAACUCCUUUGCCGAUACUUGUAUACGGCUUUGUGACAUCAAUCUCGUUGUUGAUGGUGCAACCUACAGUGCAUUCGGACGGGCCGUAGGCGAUGAUCAACUUUGUUAUUUUGCUCCAGACGGCGGCAUCGCCUGCUGAGAGCGACUCGCCUCCCAGACCAAGCACCUCUAGAGAUUCUAGGGCAUCUUGUGACAGCAGGCGGGCCACGGAAGGAGUCAUAUGGGCCAUGUUUGCGUUCAUCGCCUUGAUGGCUCCACUAAGGUCAUUGACUCUCUGGUCGUCCGAUGGGACACAAAUGCAUCCCCCGUUGACCAGCGUGCACAGCAUACAAUCAAUGCUCACGUCGAAAGCAUAUGACGGAAAAUCGAGCACUCUUGAGUGCGAUUUGUAGCCGACUGCCUCUGCUCUCGGUAUUGCUCCGGUUGUGAAGUUUUCAUGUGAGAUCAUGACUCCCUUUGGUUUGCCGGUACUGCCAGAGGUGAAGAUGAUGUAAAGGAGAGCGGAGGGGGGAACAGGCGGCAGCGAUGAAGAACCUGGCUCUUCGCUCAAUUUCAAGAGCUCGGGGCCGACCACAACUGUUCUCGCAUGAGGCGCGAUUCGCGCACCCAGAGCGGCCUGACUUUGAGAUGUGAGGACAACUUGUGCAUUGACCUCGGCGGCAAUGGUGCUCAGGCGUCCUUCAGGCUGCUGUGGAUCGGUGAGGACAAAUGUGCCACCAGCUCUCAUAACGGCAAGCAAUCCAACGACAGUCCACAUGGACUUUUCGAAACACAUGGGCACUGAUGUGCCCAAGCGCACACCCAGGCUCGAGAGCUGUACAGCCAAAUGGCCAGAGAGUCGAUCGAGUUGCCCAUAAGUCAAUUCACCAUCCCAAGACAAGACGGCUUGUUUGUCGGGAUGCUCAGCCAUGUUUUCGGCGAUGAUGUCGUGCAUACAACGGCUGAUGACUGGAGGAACAUCUUUAUUCCAUUCCCAGAGUCGGGCUAAUUCGUGGUCGCCGACACGCAGCGUUUCCGCCACGGUCUUGUCUGGAUUGAGCGAGACGGACUUGAUGAUGUCAACAAAUCCAUGGAUCUGGAAGUCGGCCAUCUCUGGAGACAGAAGCAUGCCUUUCCGAGACCGCCGCAGACAAAAGCGGUUUUCUGGCAGUCGGACAUCUAUGCCAAAUGUUGAAGAAGCCUGAAUACGACUCAUGUCAGAUUGACCACCCGGAGUUUCAGAAUGGCAUUGACCUACAUCGUACGUCUGGGCUGAAGACAAAUCAGCAGUUGCAAGAUACAAGACCUGACGUUCCCAGUCCACUAGGCCUUGCAAGCCUCGGGUGAAUGCUGUCAAUGUUCUUAGGACAUUGGUAACGGUUUGUGUUUCACUCGGAACAAUGUCGCUCAGUUGGGCCGCUCCAAGUCGUCGCGACGAUUGAAUACCAGUUUCUAGGUCAUAGACGCCCCAGAAGAAGGCAUCGUCGUUCCUGGUGAAGGUGCCACGAUGCAGCAGAAGUGCCCAUGCAAGCACCAACAAGCCAACCUGCUCUUUUCCUGACUUGGUGUUCAGGAGUUCCAGCUCGAAAGACGGCUGAUCUUUCCAGCCGUUGCGGAAAUCAUCUUCCUCCUCUGGAGACGUGGAAGCCGCCUUCGCGCGGAAGGCUUCAUGCCCGUCAACGUGGUCGGUCAUGGGGCAUAUGGAUUAAGCAAGACCCAAGUUUGAUACAGCACAAUCAAACUAACACUGUUAUGCGCAACGACUGCACUAUUGAUAAGUCCUCAAGCCGUGCUUUUGAUGGGGAUUGCCUCUUCCAGGCUUGAUCUGAUCUUCCCAGCGUGGUUUCCUAAAGCCAGCCGUUCGUUGAACUCGAUUUCACUUGCAGAUUUACCGUUCUCGAGCCACGUGUAUGCUCCGAAACAUCUACGAUUAUUCUAGUUGCUGGGGGCGUGACUGGUCUCCAAGACAGGCCAACCGUUUGACAACAUAUGCCUCUACCUAACACUCGAGAAAUGGGUACCAUGUAGGUAGUAUGGAUACCGGAACCAGGACCAAAGGUAAAUAACCGGAACCCCCCUAUCACGGCGCAGAUCGUCGCGGCGGGACAAGACAGUAUCAUCAAUCAGUCCUUGGUUACCUCCUCACAGUGGUUGUAAGUUCGUGAUACGGUACGGUAAUUUUUGAUGGAACGAGUGGGGAUAAUCAACCUGUCACGACCUCCGACGCCAAUCCAACGACUAUGGAUCGCGAUCUGCCAGCGCCUGGGUCAAGGCGGGCCCUGACCCCCAAUUUUUAGCCCGACUUGGCACAAGGCUCCGAUGCUGCAGUGACAGUUCGACUGGUCCUCCUCACAUAUGGUCCAAUACCUACAACUGUACCUAGGUACAAGGAAGACUGCGGAUGGUUGCCAACAAACUGCUACUGCGAUCACGGAGGUUUCUUCACGCCAACACAGCGGAUCGGAAUUCGGAGCCGGCAUCUGUCAAACGUUUUGUGCUGAGUGUCAGGCUGACCGACUACAAGGUAGGUACAGCACUGACACUACUGCUGUCAUUGUACUUACUUUUAACGAUGACCACGGUUGGCAUGGUGCGGUGGUGUACCAUCCAAGGAUGGCAUGCCGCAAGUUACUGUAGGUACAUGCGUUCGUUGCCUUGCUACCCUACCCAACCCUACCCACUUGCGGCUUUUUUUCUUUCUUCUUGUCAUGUCCUCUCUGAGUAUCAAGACCCAAGCCCACCAUGCCAAUUCGCGUUGCCCGCACUUGCCAGGGUGAAACAUGCCGGCGCGGAGACCAUGCAUGAUCCCUGCCCGCUUGGCAGGUAGUUGACAGUCAACGCCGAUUUUCGCUCUGGGCACCGCAUUCGAAGACUCGGAAGAUGGAAUGUCGUCAUGUCGUUGCCAUCCCACGAGCGAGCAUGUGCGAGAUCCCUUCGUUGUGAUUUGGGAAACUUGCGUGUUCUCGCUUCUGCGGCCUGACCGGGCUGUAACCAGGCAGGAUGGGAGGUUCGCUCCUUGCUUCGCUCGAUGAAAUCAGUGACUUACGGUAAGUGCUGUACCGGUAGCGGCCACUGGUGAGCGAACGCCUCGAUCAAUCCAUGCGCAGCAUGUUUUGCAGCAGACCCCGACUGUCUUGGUCUUGCUCUAAAGACCUGUGCAGUCAUCCCACACUGGCAGGCAAAAUAUGGCUCGGGUGGUUCACAGUUAUUAAGUGAGUGGCAGGUAACACGGAAACCUUGGCAAGUCCCUAGGUUUGUAGAUAGGUAGGCCUGCACUGUACCUAUGUAGGUAGGUAUAUUCGAUGAACAUAUUCCCGCUUACUAAUGGAUGGCUGUUGCUCUCGCCGAGAGUAUUUGUUUCCGCAUUGCCAAC
Messenger RNA from Exophiala dermatitidis NIH/UT8656, 10026 nucleotides. RefSeq lists its product as uncharacterized. Gene Ontology annotation, molecular function: S-methyl-5-thioribose-1-phosphate isomerase activity. The record is from RefSeq and is a predicted model, not a curated record. The transcript has a single exon. NCBI's taxonomy places the organism in Eukaryota, Fungi, Ascomycota, Eurotiomycetes, Chaetothyriales, Herpotrichiellaceae. The coding region runs from base 257 to 1936 and encodes 559 amino acids.